GGGGCCACGGAAGGUCAAGGGCAGCGGGUGGAGGCGCUGCCGGCAGAGACGUGCAGGGCCGGGGGCGCCCGAGGGUUGCAGGGGGUCGGGAGCCCCAGACUGGUGGCGUCAAACAGGCGUAGGGCGUUGGGAACUUGGGUGGGAGGUCGACGGUAGGCCAGGCCGGUGCAGGGGGCGUCUGGAGAGCGUGAGGGCCAAUUCCCAUCCCCCCAGCAGCAUGGCAUCCUGUGCUGAGCCCUCUGCUGCGGACCCUGAGCCCACUGCCCCGCCACCUGCUGGGGUCCCACCACUUGAGGACUUCGAAGUGCUGGACGGGGUGGAAGACGCAGAGGGCGAGGAGGAGGAGGAGGAGGAGGAGGAGGAGGAGGAUCUGAGUGAGCUGCCGCCACUUGAGGAUGUAGGGCAGCCCUCACAGGAGGAGGCCGAACAGCCCGGGGCCCUGGCCCGAGAGUUCCUGGCUGCCAUGGAGCCGGAGCCGGAGCCCGCCCCGGCCCUGGACGAGUGGCUGGACAUCCUGGGGAAUGGGCUGUUGAGGAAGAAGAUGCUGGUUCCAGGCCCACCAGGCUCAAGCCGCCCGGCCAAGGGCCAGGUGGUCACCGUGCAGCUGCAGACUUCGCUGGAGAAUGGCACACGGGUACAGGAGGAGCCGGAGCUGGUGUUCACCCUGGGUGACUGUGAUGUCAUCCAGGCCCUGGAUCUCAGCGUCCCGCUCAUGGACGUGGGAGAGACGGCUAUGGUCACUGCUGAUUCCAAGUACUGCUACGGCCCCCAGGGCAGCAGGAGCCCAUACAUCCCCCCACACGCGGCCCUGUGCCUGGAGGUGACCCUGAAGACUGCCGUGGAUGGGCCUGACCUGGAGAUGCUCACGGGGCAGGAACGCGUGGCCCUGGCCAACCGGAAGCGGGAGUGUGGCAAUGCUCACUACCAGCGGGCCGACUUCGUGCUGGCCGCCAACUCCUACGACCUCGCCAUCAAGGCCAUCACUUCUAGUGCCAAAGUGGACAUGACAUUCGAGGAGGAGGAGCAGCUCCUGCAGCUGAAGGUGAAGUGUCUGAACAACCUGGCAGCCUCACAGCUGAAGCUGGACCACUAUCGUGCAGCGCUGCGCUCCUGCAGCCUUGUGCUCGAGCACCAGCCCGACAACAUCAAGGCACUCUUCCGCAAGGGCAAGGUGUUGGCCCAGCAAGGCGAGUACAGUGAGGCCAUCCCCAUCUUGAGAGCAGCGCUGAAGCUGGAACCUUCCAACAAGACGAUCCAUGCAGAGCUCUCAAAGCUGGUGAAGAAGCACGCGGCCCAGCGGAGCACUGAGACCGCCCUGUACCGGAAGAUGCUAGGCAACCCCAGCCGGCUGCCUGCCAAGUGUCCUGGCAAGGGUGCCUGGUCCAUCCCAUGGAAGUGGCUGUUUGGGGCAACUGCUGUCGCCCUGGGGGGCGUGGCGCUCUCUGUGGUCAUCGCUGCCAGGAACUGACCGCCUAGGUGGCCGCCAUCCCCUCCACUCACUGUGGACCCCACCCUGCGCUCCCUAACUCCCCCAGGCUCCCUGUCCACUGCCCUAACUGGCCUGGCCCCCUCCUCUGGGGCGGGGGCAGUGAGGUUUGGGGGUCACGUGGCCCAGCAAGCAGGAGGGACUGAGCCCUAUAGGAGGAAAGUGAGGCAGGGCCCGGGUCCCACGUCCAGCCCGGAGCAAGGGGGCCCUCAUUCCUCCAGACCCAAUUCCCACCCCUAACCCCACUUCCUGGGUUAGGUCCCAACAGGGACCAGCCUCAGUUUCUCCUUCCCAACAGGCCUGGGGGCAGCCCUUCCCCCACCCAUUCCCUGUCCAAGCGCCAACUCCUCCUGCCCCGCCUGCUGCCCUCUGUCCAGGUACCCCCCACCCCACCCCCCAACACACACACAGUGAAAUAAAGCCUCCCACCCCGCA
Molecule: messenger RNA, 1921 nt
Organism: Mesoplodon densirostris (Blainville's beaked whale)
Lineage: Eukaryota; Metazoa; Chordata; Mammalia; Artiodactyla; Ziphiidae
Gene: FKBP8
Product: FKBP prolyl isomerase 8
Exons: 9
Coding region: 218-1468 (416 amino acids)
Molecular function (GO): protein binding; peptidyl-prolyl cis-trans isomerase activity
Source: RefSeq, a predicted model, not a curated record